AUGGCAUCGAUAGAGGACUACCCAUCAUUCGAGCCUCUCGAUCUGCCCGUACAGCAGCACGAACACUUCUGGAUGGCCGGGCUCGAAUAUCAAGAUCUCCCGCCGCCUCAAGAGGCCGGACUACUUUUGAAGGAGUAUUUGGAAGACAGAAACCGCGCCGUCCCGCUCUUCGAUCCCGGAGUCGUGUCGCAGACCUUCCAGGAUUGUUACGCUGGUCGAGAGUCAUCAGACUCGACUGCUUGGGCGGUUGUUGAAGUAGUCCUUGCUAUGGCGUAUAAGCUUCGAGGCAUGAGCCUGUUGCCACACCCGCGGAUCCAUCCAACGGCGACCGACACAAAGAACGACUGUUCAAGAUGA
This is a messenger RNA of Cyphellophora attinorum, 357 nucleotides long. RefSeq lists its product as uncharacterized. Bases 1 to 357 code for a protein of 118 amino acids. The record is from RefSeq and is a predicted model, not a curated record. Lineage: Eukaryota; Fungi; Ascomycota; Eurotiomycetes; Chaetothyriales; Cyphellophoraceae. The transcript has a single exon.